UCCCUAUCUCUUCCCGGCUGCCUUCAACCUGUCCAAAUAAAACCUUUUGACCUUCUAAAAGGUUUGAGACUUAAUCUAUAGCUUUCCCUAAUAUUUUGCCAGCCACCCUGAGUGAAUCUCCACGAGGCUGCACAUUGGCUUGGAGGACAGGCCUCUCCUCUGGGACUGUGAGGCCCAGAGUGCCCACCUGGAGCUCCACCUCUGACCUCACAAGGGCUGCUUCAGAACUCGGUCUCCACGGCACCGCUGGCAGGAAGAGGGAUGCUAUUUUGGGCAGUGCAUCUGGACUUGGCUCAAGCAGCACCAGCCAAACCCCUGCCUUACUGACCUCUCCCCUGGAGGAGCAGGAGCAGCGCUUGGGGCCACCCUGGGAGGGCUGAGAGGCGGGCUCUGGACUGGGGACACAGGAACAGCCAAGCCCCAGCUGAGGGUGGAAGCUGAGCCAGGGACGGUCAUGGAGGAACAAGAUCAGACGUACUUUAACUGAGAAGCCCCCAAGGCAGAGGCUGAGAAUCAGAAGAUAUUUCAGCAGACGUCUACAAAUCUGCAAGACAAAACAUGAUUCAGGCAUCCAAGCACAGGCGGCCCAACUAGAAGGAAGAAGGGGCAUGGCCUGGCCAUCUACCCCAGUUCCUCUCCAUGUCCCCAUGGCUCUCAAGUCUCUGAUUCCAGUUCUCCCAGCUGCCCUGGGCAAGAGGAGGUCCACCCGCAGCUCCAAAAUGGUCUCCUGGUCCUGGAAAACAAGGACACAGCAAAUACUGCAGAAGAAGUUGGUGCGAGAGUUCCUGGCCGAGUUCAUGAGCACGUAUGUCAUGAUGGUGUUUGGCCUUGGUUCCGUGGCCCAUAUGGUUCUAAGUAAAAAACAUGGGAGCUACCUUGCUGUCAACUUGGCUUUUGGCUUCGGUGUCGCCAUGGGAGUGCAUGUGGCAGGCAACAUCUCUGGGGCCCACAUGAAUGCAGCUGUGACCUUCGCUAACUGCGCGCUGGGCCGCCUGCCCUGGAGGAAGUUUCCGGUCUACGUGCUGGGUCAGUUCCUCGGCUCCUUCCUGGCGGCUGCCACCAUCUACACCCUCUUCUACACGGCCAUUCUCCACUUUUCGGGUGGACAGCUGAUGGUGACCGGUCCCGUAGCGACGGCUGGCAUUUUUGCCACCUACCUUCCUGAUUACAUGACAUUGUGGCGGGGCUUCCUGAAUGAGGAGAACAACCCAGCACUGCCGGGCACACAGGCGCUGGUGAUAGGCAUACUCGUGGUCACCAUCGGGAUGUCCCUUGGCAUGAACACAGGAUAUGCUAUCAACCCAUCCCGGGACCUGCCCCCCCGUAUCUUCACCUUCAUUGCUGGCUGGGGCAAACAGGUCUUCAGCGAUGGGGAGAACUGGUGGUGGGUGCCAGUGGUGGCGCCACUUCUGGGUGCCUAUCUAGGUGGCAUCAUCUAUGUGGUCUUCAUUGGCUCCACCAUCCCACGGGAGCCCCCGAAAUUGGAGGACUCUGUGGCAUAUGAAGAUAACAGGAUAACCGUAUCGUCCAAGAUGGAACCUCACACAUCCAUGGCCUCUCGCCUCACCCCCGUCUCCAUGAACCCUGACAACAGACCUUCAGUCCGCCUGGCCCCCACCUUACAGGAAUCCAUGGCGCAAGAACAGUUCUAAGUAGAGAUUCUUUGUGAUCCCACCCCCACCCCAAUAAAGCAAGCCUUAUCCCACA
Messenger RNA from Sapajus apella (tufted capuchin), 1707 nucleotides. RefSeq names its product aquaporin 7 (gene AQP7). The coding region runs from base 609 to 1652 and encodes 347 amino acids. The transcript has 9 exons. Gene Ontology annotation, cellular component: basolateral plasma membrane; plasma membrane. The record is from RefSeq and is a predicted model, not a curated record. Lineage: Eukaryota; Metazoa; Chordata; Mammalia; Primates; Cebidae. Gene Ontology annotation, biological process: glycerol transmembrane transport; water transport. Gene Ontology annotation, molecular function: water channel activity; urea transmembrane transporter activity; glycerol channel activity.